ACGCGCCUUGAUGGACACGGAUUUCAGCCAAUGGGAUCUCAGAGAGUGCGGCUCGUGUCCGGCCCACCCCGCUGGCGCGUUGCCAACUCACAGAAAGUGCCACGACUCCAGACUCAGCGGCGGUUCCGAGUCAGUGAAAAAACGUCGGACGUCGGAAACGGGAUCAUCGGUGGAACAGGACUGAGCAAAGAUGGACGUGUACGACCCUCAGACCCUCGGCAUCAUGGUGUUUGGUGGCUUCAUGGUGGUUUCGGCUAUCGGAAUCGCCCUGGUCUCCACUCUUUCCAUGAAGGAGACCUCUUACGAGGAAGCCCUGGCUAAGCAGCGCCGCGAAUUGGCCAAGACUCAGCCCCAGCGUGUGGACAAGAAGAAGAAGGCAGCAGAGAAGAAAAGCAAAGCCAAGAAGAAGGAGGAGAAGCCGAACGGGAAGCUUCCUGAACAGGAGGCGCAGCACGACUCGGGCCAUGAACCCGCUUCAGAAACGAGCGAACCAGAACCUGAAUCUGAACCCGAGAUCACCGCUGCGCCCGCACCCGUUCCUGUACCCGUCGCCCCAGUUGUUCCGGUGAUCCCAGAGCCCAAAGUUGAGGUUGAGGUGGCAGUGACGAAGCCUGCUGUAGCAGCAGCCCCGCCUGCGCUUUCCCCAAAAGACAAGAAGAAGAGAAAGGUCGCGAAGGUGGAGCCAGCCCCUGCUAAACCUGUAGAAAUUGCCUCAGAGACCAUCACCAAAGAGCCAGCCCCUAAGAAUGCCAAGGACUCGGCUGCCAAGACUGCCAAGGAACCGGUUGCUAAAGUUGUAAAAGAACCAGCUGCCAAGGCGGCAAAGGAACCAGCUCCUAAGGGUGCCAAGGAAGCAACUCCUAAGGGGGCCAAGGAACCUGUUGCUAAGGAAGCAGCUCCUAAGGUUGCUAAGGAACCGGUUGCUAAGGAAGCAGCUCCUAAGGUUGCUAAGGAAGCAGCUCCUAAGGUUGCCAAGGAACCAGCUGCAAAGGUGGUGAAGGAAACCACCCCUAAAGAGCAAGCCACAAAAGUCGCUAAGGAACCAAGUGCCAAGAGUACCCAGGAACCUGUCGCCAAGCAGCAGGCUGGUAAGGUUUCUAAAGAACCUGCUGCUAAGGAAUCGGCCACUAAAGUUGCGAAGGAGCCUGUCGCUAAGGAACCAGCUGCUAAGGCAGUCAAGGAACCCGUCGUUAAAGAAUCGGCUGCGAAGGCUUCCAAAGAAGCGGGUGCUAAGUCUGCGAAAGAACCUAAUGUUAAACUUGCUAAGGAACCAGCUCCCAAGGGUGCUAAGCAGCCAGCUGUUGCUGUGGUGGCUGAGGUUGCCCCGGUGACGGUUAUUCCACCAAAAGCUGAGCCGCCCAAACCUGAAGCCUCUUCCAAGAAGAAGUCAAAAAAGAAGGCAGAGCCAGCAGCUGCUGUGGAUGUUGCAGAUGUGCCCCUGCUGUUGCCGUUUAAAACACUGGUCUCCACCCUGAGCAGCUCUAAUUUCUCCGACUCGGAGACCCAGAAGCUUCUGGAGAUCGUCAGUGACAAGGCGGGAGCCGACACCUGGCAGCUGGCCUCUCAGAGAGGUGACCCCUUGGCAGCUCUGAAGAAGCAGCUGGAGGAGAAAGACAAGCUCCUGUCUGCUGAGCAGGAGAACGCUGCCGCAUCCAAGACACGCAUACGCGAGCUCACGAAGGAGCUGAGCAGCGAGAAGAGCAAGAUGGCCUCGGUGGAAACCCGGCUGAGCUCAGAGCUGAGCGCUCGCGAGCAGGAGAUCGCCGCGCUGCACGCCCGCAUGAAGGCUUCCUACGACGAGCACACGCACCAGACCCAGAAGCUCAACAGCAAGAUCCAGAGCCUGCAGGAUCAGCUGGAGAACGGCCCCGCUGCCCAGCUGGCCCGUCUGCAGCAAGAAAACACCAUCCUGAGAGACGCCCUGAACCAAGCCUCCAGCCUGGCAGAGAGCAUGCAAAAUGCAGAGCUGGUAAAGCUACGCCAGGACGUUGUGCGUCUGGGCCGCGAGCUGAGCGAACGCACAGACGCCCAACACGCCGAGGAGGAGCGCAGGAAAGCCCUGGAAUCCAAAAUGGCUGCCACCGAGGAACAGCUGGCCCAGGUCAAGGCAGGGCGCACAGACGCCGAGCAGUCCUUGCAGCAGACCCUGGAGAAGGUCAAGGCCGAGUUGUGCCAGGCGCAGAACAACAGCGCCAAACUGCAAGCCCAGCUGCAGCAAGCACAACAGGAAGGUGACCAACUCAGUGAGCUGCAGGAGCGUGUGCGUGGUACAGAGGUGGAACUUAAGGACAGGUGUGCAGAGGUGGAGGCUUUAAAAGCUCAGCUCGCUCAGGUACAGCAGGACGCACAGGAACAAGUCCUCGUGGAAGUACAAGCCCCGCUGCAGUCUGCCGCACCACAGGUGGAGAACUCGGAGGAACUGGAGCAGCUGAAGAACAGAAUAAAGGAGAAGGAGGAUUUGGUGGCAUCUCUAGAAGAACAACUGGAGAAGAUGAAAACAAGUGCAACGGAGACGGGGAGCUCGGUGCAGCAGCUACAGGACAGUCUUACACAGAGAGAGAGCAAGGUCUCAGCGCUGGAGGACGAACUGAAGCAGCUGAGAGAACAAAUGGAGCAGCAGAAAUCUGCGACGGAGAGCUCAGUGCAGCAGCUGCAGGGCAGCCUUGCAGAGCGAGAGAACAAAGUCUCAGCGCUGGAGGAGGAGCUGAAGCAGCUGAGAGAAGAGAUAAAGCAGCAGAAGGAGGCGGCCGAGAUUGCAGAAGCAGAGCAGCCGUUUGAGAACUUGGAGAAAGAUGCUCGUCUGAUUGCUCUGGAGGAGGAGCUCCAGCAGCUGAGAGGGCAGGCGGAGCAGACGAAGGCCGAGAGCAGGGAGCUUCAGGAGAAGAGCAACGCUGCCGCUCAAGCUCUGGCCACAGCCGAGCGACUGAACGAAGAGAGGCUGAACCAAGCAAUGAACGCACAGAACGAGGUCAAACAGAAGCUCGACGUGCUCCAGGUGGACACCAAGAACGCUCUCCAAGCCCUCUUCCCUCACAUCGUCAUAGAAACAGAACAGAGUAACUGGUUGGAGGCAUUCACACUCAAAGCACAGGAGACGCUCACACACAGCCAGCAGGAAGCAUCUGAAGAAAAAGACGCAGCGCUAACAGUUGUCAUACAGGACGCUCUACAGAAGUUAAAGGAAGCUGAGGAGAGUCAGACAGCACUGUAUGCGCAGUGCGAGCAAUACAGAGCCACCCUCAGUGAAACGGAGGGCAUACUGAAGGAUCUGCAGAACAGCGUGCAGGACGGAGAGGCCACGUGGAAGUCCAAGAUCUCUGAAAUCGAGGAACAGCGGCAGGCGGCCCUGGUUCAAGUGAAGGACUUGGAGGAGACUGUAGAGGCGCUGAGGACAGCGAACCAGAGCACAGAACAGCUAAAAGGGCAGGUAAUGCUGCUAGAAGCACAGCUGGAGAAACAGCUGGAGUCCAUCAGCUUCAGCCAGAGCUGUGCUGAGGAGGUGGAGCAGCUGAAGACGUUGUUAACAGCCACUCAGAGUCAGCUGGAGGCGGCCCAAUCAGACGCUCAGAAACAGCGUGCCGAGCUCUCGGUGGUCAGGCAGCAACUGCAGGCGGUGACUGAGCAUGUGCAGAGCAACGAGGACACGCAGCCCGGCCAGGUGCAGGCACAGCUGGAGCAGGCAGAAGUCCGACUGCAGACAGAGGCGAGCGCGCGCCAGCAGGUGGAGCACAACUACGACCAGGCCCAGAAGUGUGUGAGUAACCUGGAGGCUCAGGUGGCGGAGCUGAAGGCAGCCGGAGAAGGAGCCACCACCGAGCUCAAGGAGAGGCUGGAUAAGGAGGUGAAGCUGACGCAGGAGCUCACGGAGAGCUCGGCGACACUCCAGCAGAUACUGAACAACACUCAGGAGGAGCUCACCAAAGAGAAGGAGGUGGUGAAAAACCUGCAGGAGCAGCUACAGGAGAAAGUGCAGCAGCAGGAAGGAGAAGAGCUGAAGGAAGGAACCUCUGUGUGACGUCACGGCAGGAAGGCGGAGAAACCGAACCACCAAAAAUGCCUUAAUUUUUCUUUGUUCUUGUCUCUGUAAUCGUUCGUGUACUGUAUUAAGAGGAGCGCAAAGGGAGGGGUGUGACAUACCGGGGUCCAAACACAAGUUUAACAACUGAUUAUAUUUUUAGUUUGAAUUCUUUACCUAUGGUCUAUUUUUUUUUUUUUUCCCCUUUUCAUCCAUGUCCAAGACUCUUCACAUUCCUCCGACUGUCAGUGUUACGAAGAAAGGGCAAAGUGCAUGUGCGUCAGACGCACGCUCCGGUGCAAUCACUUACAAAGACUGUCCUUCACGUGGAAGUGAAGAGAAGGAACAUUUCCCGUUACAGCGAUGCAAUACAGCCCUUACACUACUUGUAGUCGGCUGCUGACCAAAUGUGAUUUAAACUGAAAUAAACAUUUAAGAGAUUA
Molecule: messenger RNA, 4458 nt
Organism: Pangasianodon hypophthalmus (striped catfish)
Lineage: Eukaryota; Metazoa; Chordata; Actinopteri; Siluriformes; Pangasiidae
Gene: rrbp1b
Product: ribosome binding protein 1b
Exons: 28
Coding region: 191-4015 (1274 amino acids)
Biological process (GO): protein transport
Cellular component (GO): endoplasmic reticulum membrane
Source: RefSeq, a predicted model, not a curated record